Oncorhynchus nerka (sockeye salmon) is the source of this 2332-nucleotide messenger RNA. RefSeq names its product kelch-like protein 31. The transcript has 3 exons. Gene Ontology annotation, cellular component: cytoplasm; nucleus. Lineage: Eukaryota; Metazoa; Chordata; Actinopteri; Salmoniformes; Salmonidae. Gene Ontology annotation, molecular function: protein binding. Bases 135 to 2042 code for a protein of 635 amino acids. The record is from RefSeq and is a predicted model, not a curated record.
AGCUUGCUCAGCUCUUCUGGCACCAUUGAGUAUAGCGAGUCUCUCUCUCCUGCACACUAUCUGGAGGUGCAAGUCUUUUCUUCACCGGCUUCUCAUAUCUUUGUAGAUCUGGGCUGUGUCCCUCUGCUGCAGACAUGGCUCCCAAAAAGAACAAGACUGCCAAAAAAAACAAAGGGGAUAUCAAUGAAAUAACCAUAAUGGUCGAGGAUAGCCCGAUCAAUAAUAUCAAUGGGCUGAAUACCUUGUUGGAGGGAGGAAACGGCUUCAGCUGCAUCUCAAGUGAAGUCACUGACCCUGUUUAUGCUCCUAAUCUCUUGGAGGGUCUUAGUACCAUGAGGCAGGACAGUUUCCUCUGUGACCUGACCGUCUCCACCAAGUCAAAGUCCUUUGAUGUCCACAAAGUUGUCAUGGCCUCCUGCAGUGAGUACAUUCAGAAUAUCUUAAAGAGCGAUUCCGCCCUCACAAAGAUCGACCUGAACGACCUUUCACCCACAGGCCUGGCCACAGCCAUCACAUACGCCUACUCAGGGAAACUAACCCUGUCGUUGUACAGCAUUGGCAGCACCAUCGCAGCAGCCAUGUUGUUGCAGAUCAACACCCUGGUGAAGAUGUGCAACGACUUCCUCAUGCAGGAGCUCAGUGCGGAGAACUGCAUGUACGUGGCCAACAUCGCCGACACCUACAACCUCAAAGAAACAAAGCAGGCCACCCAGAAGUUCAUGAGAGAGAACUUUAUAGAGUUCUCUGAGAUGGAGCAGUUCCUGAAGCUCACUUACGAGCAGAUCAACGACUUCCUCAGUGAUGAUUCCCUGCAGUUGCCCUCUGAGAUUACAGCCUUUCAGAUAGCCAUGAAGUGGUUGGACUUCAACGAGAAGAGGCUGAAAUACGCCCCAGAUCUUCUGACCAACAUCCGCUUCGGGACCAUCUCAGCCAUGGACCUGGUCAACCAUGUCCAGAGUGUGCCCAGAAUGAUGCAGGACCCCGAGUGCCAUCGUCUUCUAGUGGACGCCAUGAAUUACCACCUGUUGCCCUACCAGCAGAAUAUUCUGCAGUCCCGCAGAACAAAGGUACGUGGUGGCAUCCGGGUCAUGCUGACAGUGGGUGGACGACCGGCCUUGACGGAGAAGUCUCUCAGCAAAGAGGUCCUCUACAGGGAUGAUGACGAUGUAUGGAAUAGGCUCACAGAGAUGCCAGCCAAGAGCUUCAAUCAGUGUGUGGCAGUCCUGGAUUGCUUCCUUUAUGUUGCUGGUGGUGAAGACCAGAAUGAUGCCAGGAACCAGGCUAAACAUGCUGUCAGCAACUUCUGCAGGUAUGAUCCUCGAUUCAACACCUGGAUUCAUUUGACCAACAUGAUCCAGAAGCGCACCCACUUCAGUCUCAACACUUUCAAUGGCCUCUUGUUCGCUAUUGGUGGUCGUAACUCUGAUGGAUGCCAGGCUUCAAUGGAGUGCUACGUGCCCUCCUCCAACCAAUGGCAGAUGAAAGCCCCCAUGGAAAUCCCCCGGUGCUGCCACGCCAGCUCCGUCAUUGAUGGCAAAAUCCUUGUUAGCGGUGGUUACAUCAACAAUGCGUACUCCAGGGCUGUGUGCAGCUAUGAUCCUUCCACUGAUGUGUGGCAGGAUAAGAACAGUUUGAGCUCCCCUAGAGGCUGGCAUUCCGCUGCUACAGUCGGAGAACGGGCUUACGUGAUUGGUGGCAGCCAGCUGGGUGGUCGUGGAGAGAGGGUGGAUGUCUUAGCUGUUGAGUGUUUCAACCCUCACAAUGGGCAGUGGAGCUACUCUGCCCCCCUGAACACAGGAGUGAGCACUGCUGGUAUCGUCAGCAUGAAUAAUAAGAUCUAUCUUCUUGGAGGCUGGAACGAGAUUGAGAAGAAGUACAAGAAAUGCAUCCAGGUGUAUAACCCUGACCUCAAUGAAUGGACUGAGGACGAUGAGUUGCCAGAGGCUACAGUUGGCAUCUCAUGCUGUGUCGUUACCAUACCCACACGCAAAACACGAGAGUCCAGGUCCAGCUCAGUUUUAUCUGCGCCAGUCAGCAUAUAGAGUCUGGUAGGUCGUUUGAAAAGUAGUUUACUUGCUAAUGGAAGCAAGACCAAAAAUUCUCUAGCCAGUUCAUUUCAGAAAAUCCUUUAUCGCUUUCAAUGCAGAAAGUGAUCAUCCCUACUUAAGGUCAGAAAAAAAGUGAUAACAUACAAAUGUCGCGCAUGCAACUAAUCUGGAAUUGAAUCAGAUAUAUUCAAAUUGUUUUAAUUACUUUUAUUAAGGCUUUAAUGUGUGACAAUUCAGGAAGUUGUUUUGUGUUGUGAGACUAAUUAAAAUCUUCUAUUAUGAUG